AUGGAGUCCCAGCCUGUGAACGGUCCGCCCAUGCCAGGUCGAGCCACGAUGCAAGACAUUCAAGCUCUCUUGAAUGGGGAAGCUCUCAAUCAUCUGGCGCCUGUUCCCGGGGGUCGAUGGCAGAUGCUGUCUCGUGUCGAUAACAUCAUCCUCGUUGCUUAUGUUUUAGAAGACGGUACCCAGUUUAUGACCACCACAGUCAAUCUAGCAUUUGAUACUCAGACUGCUACGGGCCUUUGUUGGCAGCACAUCUACAACUUCCCGGCAGCAGCCUACAACCCAGACGGAACUUGGGAAGACGAGAGUUCACAGGCACAAUCUGCUAUCAGCUCAAAUGCGCAGAUGGCAACCUCAGCCCCAAUGAACCAGCAGGUGAACAACACUUGGACAUCAGGUCCCACAGUCCUCCAUGCUGGCGGCGCACCAGUCUUAGCCAAUCUUCAGCUCCCUGCUCCAUAUCAACCCAUCAACACCGUCCAGGGCCAACAGCAGCCUCACAAUCAAGCCCAGGCACUUGUCGCACCAGACUCGGGAGGGACGGGCCCGUUUCAGCAUACGCAGUCAAUCGACAUGUCUGGGGGUCCCACAGGAGAUCUUUCUGCUUACAGUGUAGCAGCGUUCCAGGAUGGCAGCGACACGAUCUUUGAUGCUGGGCAAUUUGUCGUCCAGAACGGACAAAUCCAGAACAUCCAUCAAUGGCAGCCCUUCCCGUAG
Fusarium oxysporum Fo47 is the source of this 714-nucleotide messenger RNA. RefSeq names its product mating type protein MAT1-2-3. The record is from RefSeq and is a predicted model, not a curated record. The coding region runs from base 1 to 714 and encodes 237 amino acids. The transcript has 3 exons. Lineage: Eukaryota; Fungi; Ascomycota; Sordariomycetes; Hypocreales; Nectriaceae.